Messenger RNA from Haplochromis burtoni (Burton's mouthbrooder), 4053 nucleotides. RefSeq names its product serine-rich adhesin for platelets (gene lrrc66). The transcript has 6 exons. NCBI's taxonomy places the organism in Eukaryota, Metazoa, Chordata, Actinopteri, Cichliformes, Cichlidae. The record is from RefSeq and is a predicted model, not a curated record. The coding region runs from base 1435 to 4053 and encodes 872 amino acids. Gene Ontology annotation, molecular function: protein binding.
AAUAAAUUAAAAAUUUUGUAUUGUUCAAUACAUAUGCGUACCGAACCGAAAGCACUGUAUCGAAUGGUUCAAUAUCGAUACGAGUAUUGUUGCACCCCUAGCAACCAACCAACCCGGUGAUGUCGUGUUCUGUACUGGCACAAGAUGGCGCUAAACAAGAUCAAAAAAUGUAAACUUUAAAUAGUUCUUCCUUCAAUCCUCUGAGUUAAAUCUAUGUCAGUUUUUGAGAUAGUGUAAAUUAGCCUUUAUACAUGUAGUGUCUCAUGUAUGCUUUAUUGGUAUUAUUAUUGUUUUCACUCCCCUUUAGCAGUAAUGAGCAGAUACAAUAUUUAUUUUUUUGGCUUGCCGUCCAGUAUUAAUAAUAUAAAAACCCUAUAUGGGGUUUGUCUAAGAUCCCAUUUGCCGUUUCAUUAUUCCGGGCAGCUGUGUGAUAUUUUCUGUCAUAUUAGCUGACAUGUGGAAGACACUACACGACUGUAAUGAUGUAUGUAAAACUUGCAGGUAAUGCAAUGCACAGAGUUAAUGAUAAAUUGUUAUACAUGAUACAUUUUAAGCCAUCCAGUGAUGCUAAAGCAGAGUAGGUUUCUUUCUGCAUAUCUCGGGCUGUUUAUCAUGCACGUGCCAAUGGAUAUACAAGGGACUAUAUAUCAUUAGAUAUAUGUGUAAUAUUUUAAUUUUGUUGCAAAAGCUUUUUUAACAACAGAAGAAUACAAUAUUGAAAAAACAGUGUGCACUACAUUCUGCUACAGAUUAAUGCAAAUGUUGAGAAUUUUAGUUCAUCAGCUACUGUGGGUACAACCUAUAUGGGGUUGUUUGAAUUUUGUGCAAUAUAAUAUAUAAUAUUUGACUUUGCUUUGGAUUGUCUUGUCUGUUGUCAACUGAUGUUAACGAUUACUGAUGUUAACGUCAAUAGUUGUUCUCAGAGCACAGACUUCAUGCCUGUCAUGAAAGAACAGCUUAUUUGAUCGAAGAAAAACCGAAGAAAUAAAUAUUGCGACCAGCCUUAUUUGGAAAUUUGUCCAACGUUUCAUUGGCAUGUUUGUUUCAAUAAAGAAAUGUGUUGCUAUGUGAAAAGUGUUAUCAUUGUUUCAGUAAAUGCGCCCACGGUCAUUUAAAACCAUAAAAGCGUACUGCGCCUCAUUAUAGCGCUUUAUUGUCUAAUAGAAUGCAAAGUAUGAAGGUUUGGUCUUCGCCAUAAACUUACACCAUCACAGUAAGACUGUGACAGUAAGACAUUAACCAGAUGUGUAAAUGAUUGAAUGAAUCGCAGAGCAGCUUCUUUGGGCAGGGAUGUGUUAAGCUAGACGCAGCAAAAUACACCUCAGACUUCGAUCAGAACUUGCUUGAGACAGCUGAAGUAAAGCUCUCCGGGUGUGAAGAGUCACAAGGUUUCAUGUCAGUUUGGCAAAGAGUGGAUGCACAGGGCAGCUUGUGAUGGCAGCACCGCAGGGGCCUUUUUUGGCCGCUGUGUUAGUCCUUGUGUCUUCGCUUCUCUGCUCCUCUUCCUCACCUGCAUGUCUGCAGUCCUGCACCUGUCAGAGUGCUUUCCUGUUGAACUGUUCCUCAGCUGGCCUUUCCUCGGUGCCCCAGCACAUCCAGGACUCUGUCACGGAGCUGGACUUUUCUCAUAACCUCCUCAAAUCUGUAACAUUUCACCAGCCACAUUAUAACCUCAGGAGUGUGUGGCUGGGAAACAACAGUAUCACACGUUUGUCCCUGUGCACUGGAGGAAACCUCGGUGGUCAACAUCUUAGAGAUAAAUAUCGCUCAAGACCUUGGACCAGACGGAAAUGUGUAUCUUGGGCCCCCACCCUGCAGCUGCUCUCUGUUGAGAUGAAUCAGCUACGCCAACUCCCAGAGGGGCUGGAGGGUAUUGAAUCCUUGGAGGUUCUGCAACUCUCUUUCAACAGGAUCUCAACUCUACGACUGGGAGAACUUAGCCAUCUUCAGCAACUGAAAGAGUUACACUUACAACAUAACCUCAUCACAAGUCUCCAUCCACAGAUGUUUCAGGAUUUACCACAGCUCAAAGUCCUAGAUCUGAGCUUCAACAUGUUGACCAGCAUCCAUCCUUUAAUGUACCUCACCCUGCAAAACAUUGGAACAGAAGUUAGGCUGCUUGGAAACAGGUGGCAGUGUGACUGCAGGAUGCACAGUCUAAGACGGCGGAUAGCCUUUGACAGCAACAGAGGCCUGCAGGUCUGGAGCAUCAUGUGUGCUUCUCCAUCCACCCUCUCAGGCAGAGAUCUGCUUCAGCUGCAGGAUGAUGAACUGAACUGCCUCAGUACUGGUAACAUCCCAGAGCUCCAUCAGGAUGUGACAGUCCACAGGGGCUCUGAGAUACUGCUGUCCUGUUCAGCAGAAGACUCAGUGUGGUGGACGCCCAAUGGUCAAAUGUCUGUGAACCAGUCUGAUGGUGGUCUGCUCAUCAGUGACAUCACAGAGAGUGACACGGGACUGUAUGUGUGUGUGUCUAAAGAAAAACAGGUUGUGUCUGUUUUUAACCUCCAAAUCAGUAAAAUAGGUGGUGCAAGAAGAAAACCUAGAAGUUUGUCUGAAACCAGCCAAUACAUAAUCCAAGCAGGCCCCACAAAGAGUGUACGUAAUGGGACAAGUCCAGGAGCUGGAGCAGUUACUCAGUCUGACUUGGCACUGGCUGUGUGUCUAUCUAUUUUCAUCACAUUUCUAAUUGCCUUUAUCCUUGGAGUCCUUGCAAGACCGUGUAUUGAUGCUCUUUGGAAAAGAGUCACCGAAAAGAACAUCAAUACACGGUCCCGUGAAACUAACUCUGCAGUCUCUGUAGAACAAACACAAUAUGACAAUGAGGCCUUUUCCACUGGAGAGGAACUAGAAAGGACAGGACAUCACAGGGAAAGGAGAGUCACAUUUACCACUGUAGACUACAGAGAACAUGGCAACGUACAGUACUAUGAUACUGUAGUCAGUGACAAUCCGGAAAGCAUCAAUAAUGAUGUAGUGAUUGAUUGUGAAGUUAGUGAGGCUCAGAAUAUUAAACAUACUCCUGAAGAUUCAGGAAAUGAAAGUAGCUCACAUCAGAGCAAUUCAGAGGGUAGACUAAAUGAUGGCAGAGAUCACACUACUGCUGGACAUAGGCACAACAUGGAGUUUGAACCCAUCCCAGAUCCUGUUGAACUAGAGGAAAAGAGAAGCCUAUCUUCUUCAAGCUCUGAUUCUUCACUAUCUGAAAAAGAAUUCAAAGAGCACCACACAAUGCCUAAGGCUCCUAAGAUGACAAAGGACCCUUUUCAACAGAAAACUGAUUUCUCAAUACUUACAAAAGAAGAGGUGCCACAAAGAUCACUAGAAGGCAAAAGUAAAAUGCCUGGAUUUACCUCUGAGCCAUGGUCACCACACACAACAGACCCUGGUUAUUUAGAGGAGAAUGAAGAACUAUUUGAAUUUAGUGAUUCUGUUCAAAGUCCAUCUCCCAGGUCAGGCAGUAUAAUUGGUUCUUCUAAUAAGUCAAAACUUACUGUGGCAACCCCUUCCAAAAAACACAAGCGGGAUUCUGUGUCCAGUUCCAGCUCAAACAGCAGUGAGGAUGAGUCUACACUUUACAAAGCCAACUCUGACCAGCAAAUCAAGCCUGCAGUGAAACCAGAGCACUCGUUUUCCUCCGAUUCCAGUGACAGUGAUAAGGAGCCAGACCAGCACACAGUUAAGCUAGAAAUUGAUAAAGAUAGCACAGUGAAAGUUAAACCAAAGCCGCGGACAAAGUGGCGUGAUGUCUAUUCGGAUACCAGUCAGAAUAAGAAUCUGGACGCCAAAGCACCUUCACUAUCUAUAAAAGAUUCAUCCUCUUCCAGCAGUGACAGUGAAGCAGAUUCCAAAGUACACUCAAGUAUAGACAGAAAAAGCCAAAUCAAAGAGCAUUCACACAUCACUGCUCCAUUACCGGAGUCAAAUUCAUCUUCCAGAAGCAUGAGGAAAGAUUCAGAUAUCAAAGAACCUUCAUCAGCCUCUAGUUCAUCUUCUAGUAGUGAAAGUGAUGAUGAAGCAGGCCACAAAGUGCAGCAGCAGCAGCAGCAGUGA